This is a messenger RNA of Chaetura pelagica (chimney swift), 1239 nucleotides long. RefSeq names its product tyrosylprotein sulfotransferase 1 (gene TPST1). The coding region runs from base 100 to 1239 and encodes 379 amino acids. The record is from RefSeq and is a predicted model, not a curated record. Gene Ontology annotation, molecular function: protein-tyrosine sulfotransferase activity. Lineage: Eukaryota; Metazoa; Chordata; Aves; Apodiformes; Apodidae. Gene Ontology annotation, biological process: peptidyl-tyrosine sulfation. Gene Ontology annotation, cellular component: Golgi apparatus. The transcript is spliced from 4 exons.
UAAUUUAUUUUGGAUUAGGAUUCCCAUGGCAUGUGAACUAGAAGACAAUUUGAAGUAGCAGGUCUCUUUUUAUUUGUGAAGUGACAGUCCUUGAUCAAGAUGGUGGGGAAGCUGAAGCAGAACUUGCUGCUGGCGUGCCUGGUGAUCAGCUCGGUGACCGUGUUCUACCUGGGCCAGCACGCCAUGGAGUGCCACCACCGCAUGGAGGAGCGCAGCCAGCCCCUCAGGGUGGAGAGCCUGAGGAGCACAGAUAGAACUGCUUCCCAUGGCAGCACCAACAAAACCUUUGCUUACAACAAAGACAUGCCUUUAAUAUUUAUUGGAGGAGUCCCUCGGAGCGGCACCACCCUGAUGCGGGCCAUGCUGGACGCCCACCCGGACAUCAGGUGCGGGGAGGAGACGCGGGUCAUCCCCCGGAUCCUGGCAGUGAAGCAGAUGUGGGCUAGAUCAAGCAAGGAGAAGAUCCGACUGGAUGAAGCUGGAGUCACAGAUGAGGUUUUGGACUCAGCCAUGCAAGCAUUUUUAUUGGAAAUAAUUGUGAAACACGGAGAGCCUGCUCCCUAUUUGUGUAACAAAGAUCCUUUUGCUCUAAAAUCCUUAACUUAUCUUGCUAGAAUUUUCCCCAAUGCCAAAUUCCUGCUAAUGGUCCGGGAUGGUCGUGCCUCUGUGCAUUCCAUGAUCUCUAGGAAGGUCACAAUAGCUGGGUUUGACCUUAACAGCUACAGGGACUGCCUGACCAAGUGGAAUCGUGCCAUAGAGACCAUGUAUAACCAGUGUAUGGAGGUUGGCUUUGAAAGGUGCAUGCUGGUACACUAUGAACAACUGGUGCUGCACCCUGAAAGGUGGAUGAGAACUCUCUUAAAGUUUCUUCACAUCCCAUGGAACCAAGCAGUGCUGCACCAUGAAGAAAUGAUUGGAAAAGCAGGGGGGGUUUCCCUUUCAAAAGUUGAAAGAUCUACUGACCAAGUAAUCAAGCCAGUCAAUGUAGAAGCAUUGUCAAAGUGGGUUGGGAAGAUACCUGCUGAUGUCCUGCAAGAUAUGCCAGUGAUUGCACCCAUGCUGGCUAAACUGGGCUAUGAUCCCUAUGCCAACCCACCAAACUAUGGGAAGCCAGAUCAAAAAGUUGUGGAAAACACAAGGAGGGUCUAUAAAGGUGAAUUUCAGCUUCCUGACUUUCUUAAAGAAGUGCCACAGCCAAAGAAGACAGUAGAAAGGAGGUCCCGUGGCAAGAUAAAAUGA